AUGGCGGCGCGGUGGGCAGUUGGGGCUGGUCGUGCCUGGGUGUGCGGUCUCCUCGGCUGGGCGCGGCCGGAGAGGUGGCUAACAUCCAGUAGCCUUUUUCCUCUGUCAUGCAUCCACACAAGCACAUCUCUGCAGCAAUUUGGGAAGUGGGAGAAAAAGAACAGGAUUGUUUACCCUCCACAGCUGCCUGGAGAACCUCGCAGACCAGCUGAAAUAUAUCACUGUCGGAGGGAAAUAAAAUAUAGCAAAGAUAAGAUGUGGUAUCUGGCAAAACUGAUAAAAGGAAUGUCCAUUGAUCAGGCUCUUGCUCAGUUGGAAUUUAAUGAUAAAAAGGGAGCAAAGGUGAUCAAAGAGGUUCUGUUAGAAGCCCAGGAAAUGGCAGUAAGAAAUCACAAUGUGGAAUUCAAAUCAAAUUUACAUAUAGCUGAGUCAAUGACGGGCAGAGGCCGCUAUGUGAAGCGGAUUCGUUACCAUGGCAAAGGCAUGUUUGGUGUCAUGAAAAUCGUCAGGUGCCAUUACUUUGUGAAGUUGGUGGAAGGUCCUCCUCCUCCUCCAGAGCCACCAAGGACUGGUUUUGACCAAGCAAAAGAAUACGUGCAACAGCUACGAAGUAGAACCCUUGUUAAUACACUGUAACAAACUUUUGUGACUAUAUAGGUAUUUCUUGUUUGACAAUGUAAUUAUAUAAAAGAAUAAUUAAAAUGAUGUUUUAGUUAUAUCUUUGGUGCUGCUGGAGCUUGGAUGUUGCAAGAAUGAUUGUAAGCUUUUUUCUUACUUGUCAAGCCAUAGGUAUGGAAAAACCUUGAAAAAGCAGCAACAGAUGUUACUUUCUCUGAGUUACUUGGACCACAGCAUUCAAGCUCUACCCUGAACUAUCAAAUCUAGAAAAUACAGUACUGUUAUGAAGCUUGUAAGGAGCUGUGUUGUCCUCAAAUUCAUGCAGCUGUCUCUCUUACGUAUGGUUGGGUCUUUUAUUGUAAAAAAUAUGUGCUUGACAGUCACGUUGCAAGUUCAAGGCUUGGACUAAAAUUUGACAUCUUAAAGUAGCUACAACAGUGGAACAAAACAAGCAACAAAAUAGUUGAGACUAUCGGGUGUGAGUUUAUGGUUUCUUUAUCUGGGCCCUAAUGCUUUUUCCUUACAGCCUCUGUUGUGCAUCUUUGGCAUUGUGUCUGGGAUUGGGGAAUAAACAAAAAUUUAAAUUUCAGGUUUUGACAGAGUCGGUAGGUGGCAAUGUUUAGUUUGUCAAAGAGGGAAGUGGCAGCGAAAACUUACAGUAUGUUGAAACUCCGUUCUUGAUUCUGACCAUGGCAUUAAUAGUCUGAUACGUGCAUGGAGUUCAGGCUGUUCUCUGAGGAAACUCUGUAUGGAUAACAGGCACGAUAUGGAGAAAAGCUUGUCUUGGUGAAGAGUGAACUGAUUAUUCUGCACUGUCUGGAAACAAAUUGCUUUUGUAAUGUUGAGGCAAGUAAAAUGCUCAAUGGAUUUAAUAUGGAAUGGCUUGUCGCAUAUACAAAUCAGGCUUUCAGUUCUCUGAAAACAGUCCCAUUUUUAUCAUUAGUUUGCAGAGAAAAAGAUCAAGGUCAGUAGGGGGAAUCUCAUUUCACCCAGUCAAGCUUUCAACUCAGAUGGCCAGAGAUCAUGAACAUCAGCAUCAAAAGAGAAUGAGUAGUUGCUUGUCUAUGCAAAUGUCUGAUAUUUAGACCUUUCUUUUCUAUGCUGGGAACGUUAGAAUGGGAGAUAGAUUGCUUACCUCAUUUGGGUCUUUUUACCACACCAGCUAGUGGUAGCCUUUCUUACAUAUGUUUACGCUGAUCAGUACUUGAAUGAUGGCAAAGGGACAGUUCCUGUAAGGAAACAAAUUAUCUUAAUUGUUGUCUUAAUGAAGGUGGCAUACUCUUCUGGCUACCAAAGAAAGGGUCUCAUGAUCUUAAAGGGUGUAAGUGAAUUGUGAAGUUACGCAAGAAGUACAUGCAUUGCUCAAUACCAUUAAUGAGUGCUUAUUUGCAGUCUGUUUUUUCUGCAGUGCACCUAACAGAUGCAUUGCUUGCUUUAAAGCCAUGAUUUAGUAACUUUUGUCGGAAAGCUAUGUUCCUGAUAAAACUCUCCAUCUCUGUAGUCCCUGAUGUGUGUUUGAAGAACUGUUUGUGGUGUGCUGUGGUAAACAGCUGUGCUUUGCUCUGCCAGUUGCCAUUAAACUCUUUUGUCAUACUGAA
Gavia stellata (red-throated loon) is the source of this 2216-nucleotide messenger RNA. RefSeq names its product mitochondrial ribosomal protein L22 (gene MRPL22). The record is from RefSeq and is a predicted model, not a curated record. Gene Ontology annotation, biological process: translation; ribosome assembly. Gene Ontology annotation, cellular component: mitochondrial large ribosomal subunit; ribosome. NCBI's taxonomy places the organism in Eukaryota, Metazoa, Chordata, Aves, Gaviiformes, Gaviidae. Gene Ontology annotation, molecular function: structural constituent of ribosome. The coding region runs from base 1 to 636 and encodes 211 amino acids. The transcript is spliced from 7 exons.